AUGACCAGUCGAUUGGCUCGUGGUUUCUUUCAUCGAGAUUUAUCUGUAUUAGAAACUGAAAAACUUUUACAACAAAAAAAUACUCCUGGUAGUUUUCUUGUACGUCCAUCACGUACAAAAGCUGAUGCAUAUGUACUUUCUGUUCGACGAGCAAAUGGUGAAAUAACACAUAUACGUAUUCAAAGAACCAAUGAAGGAUUUGAUUUAGGUGAAAAACAAGAAUGUUUUUCAACAUUAUAUGAUAUGAUUGAUCAUUAUCGUCGAAAUGUUGGAGAACUUAGAGAAAAAAAUAAUGAAAUUAUUGAAUUAACUACUCCUAUAUUAGCACAAAUGCCAACUCUAGAAAAAUAUUAUCAUGGAGCAAUAUCACAUCCUCAAGUUAUGUCUAUUUUAAAUAAAUAUGAACAAAAUGGUACAUUUCUUGUUCGAGAUUCAGAAACUACACCUGGUGAUUAUGUUAUAUGUGUGAAAACUUCUGAUAAUAUAGCAAAUAUAAAAAUUAGAUAUUCAAAUGGUCAAUGGUUUCUUGAUGGUAAAGGUCGACAAGAACAAAUUGAUCGUUUUAAAUCAUUAGAUGAUCUAAUUCAUUUUUAUUUAAAACAUAAUAUUCUCGUUACAAUGAAUGGUGUUGCUUUUCGUCUUGUAAAACCAUGUACAUCUAAUUGGUUUUAUGCUCGAGAUGUUCAUCAACGUUGUGAAUAUUUAUCAAAAUUAAUACCAUCACAACAUGGACAAAAAACUGGUUUUAGUUUAGAAUUUGAAUUAUUAAAUCAACAAACUGAAUCUCAAUCAUUAAUAUAUCAUAAAAAACAUGGAGAAAAACAAGAAAAUAGCAUUCGAAAUCGAUUUAAAAAUAUUUUACCAUAUGAUGAAACACGAAUUAUUUUAAAAAAUUAUUCAAUUACAGAUUAUAUGAAUGCAAAUCGUGUUCGAACAUAUUAUGAAGGUAUUGGCAGAGAAUAUAUUGCUACACAAGGACCAUUACCUGCAACAAUUAAUGAUUUUUGGCAUAUGGUACAACAAGAAUUAGUUAAAUCUAUUGUUAUGAUAACGCGAGAAAUAGAAGGCAUGAAGAACAAAUGUGCACGUUAUUGGCCUGAUUUACAUACAACAAAACAAUAUGGUACAAUAAAAAUUGAAAAUAUAAAUGAAACAAAUUAUGGUCCACCACAAAUAUGGCAUAAUACAUCACGUGCAUAUCGUGCACUUCCACCAUCAUCACAACAACUAUUAAAAGAUGAUGAUUGUUGUUAUCGUUUACGUACAUUAAGAAUAACAACUGAAGAUAAAAGAACAUGGGAUAUUUUUCAUUGGCAAUAUUUAGCAUGGGGUGAUCAUGAUUCUCCACUUGGAUCAAAUCAACGUGAUAAUGCUCAACUUGAUAUACUACUUGAAUUUUUUGAAAGAAUUGCUCAAAUAAAUCUAAUCGGUAUUAAUAUGAAUAAGUCACCAAUGAUUGUUCAUUGUAGUGCUGGAAUUGGUCGAUCAGGUGCAACAAUUGCAAUUGAUACAAUAUUAAAUAAAAUUCGUACUAAUGGACUUGAUACUGAAAUAGAUAUUCCAAAUUUAGUUAAACAUAUUCGUUCUCAAAGAUCAGGUCUUGUUCAAACUGAACGACAAUAUGAAUUAAUCUAUCGUAUGAUUGAAUAUUUUGUCGAAAAAUUUCAACAUCCAACGCAUAAUUUAACCAAAUAG
Rotaria sordida is the source of this 1695-nucleotide messenger RNA. NCBI's taxonomy places the organism in Eukaryota, Metazoa, Rotifera, Eurotatoria, Philodinida, Philodinidae. The record is from the annotation of a GenBank genome assembly.